AUGAUCUCAACCUCAUGGAUCGAGCCCGAUACAACCAUCCGCCCUGUCGCCGUGAUAGGCGGCGGGGUUCUGGGGCGUCGACUAUGCAUGAUGUGGGCAGCAGCAGGACAUACUGUUCAUCUGUACGAAAAAGCCCCUGAAGUCGCCAGCGCGGCAUUAAAGUACAUCAACGACGCCAUGCCCGAACAGUCCACCAAACUCGGCACGAAGCAAGGCAACGUACUACUCUGCUCCUCUCUGGAGAAUGCAGUGCAGAACGCAUGGAUGGUUAUCGAAGCGAUUCCAGAGAUACUUCCCUUGAAAAUUGAACUAUUCGGCCAACUGGACCAACUCACAUCACCCGACUGUAUUCUGGCCACCAACUCCUCCUCGUAUAAGUCCAGUGAGAUGAUCCAGCACGUCACGCGGAAAUACCGCGUGUGUAACGGACACUACUACAUGCCUCCGGACCAGAACUAUCUUGAGAUCAUGACCUGCGGAUACACGGAUCCAUCCGUCAUUGCCUUUUUAAUGGAGCAGGCCUCAGCAGCGGGAUUCGUCCCCAUCCAUGUCAAGGUCGAAUCCACGGGGCUGAUCUUCAAUCGGAUUUGGGCUGCAAUCAAGCGAGAAUCUCUAUUAGUUAUGGCUGAAGGUGUGGGAACGGCGGCAGAUAUUGACCAACUGUUCAAGGGUUGGUUUCAUGCUGAGGUUGGGCCGUGUGAGAUGAUGGAUCGGGUGGGUCUGGAUACGGUGUACAACAUUGAGAAGCAUUAUGUGGAGGAGAGAGGGCUGGAUACGAAGCCUAUCGAGUGGUUGAAGGAAAGAUACGUGGAUCGAGGGCUUCUUGGGCGGAAAUCUGGAAGCGGAUUGCUGUAUGAAGGGAGCAAUGGCCACGCUCCAUAG
This is a messenger RNA of Aspergillus viridinutans, 882 nucleotides long. Its product is annotated as 3-hydroxyacyl-CoA dehydrogenase family protein. The coding region runs from base 1 to 882 and encodes 293 amino acids. The transcript has a single exon. Gene Ontology annotation, molecular function: NAD+ binding; oxidoreductase activity, acting on the CH-OH group of donors, NAD or NADP as acceptor. The record is from RefSeq and is a predicted model, not a curated record. Gene Ontology annotation, biological process: fatty acid metabolic process. NCBI's taxonomy places the organism in Eukaryota, Fungi, Ascomycota, Eurotiomycetes, Eurotiales, Aspergillaceae.